This is a messenger RNA of Annulohypoxylon maeteangense, 1295 nucleotides long. RefSeq lists its product as uncharacterized. The coding region runs from base 166 to 1185 and encodes 339 amino acids. The transcript has 2 exons. The record is from RefSeq and is a predicted model, not a curated record. Lineage: Eukaryota; Fungi; Ascomycota; Sordariomycetes; Xylariales; Hypoxylaceae.
CGUUCAGCUAUGAUAUAUCUCUCGUUCACAUCAUGCCAUUGCCACGACAUGGAAACUUACUGGAUGAGUGACGGCCAAUUAUGAACAAUUGAAUUGAUAGCACCCGCGCGAGGCAUUCAAUAUAAUAUCGAAUACCUAGCCUGAUUGCAACACACAUCAACAAAAAUGGUAGCAUCUACACAAUUAUCAGACCCUCCGUUCUCUAUUUCCAUUUCGGCAUCAAGUCAGGAGCAUGACAGAGCCUCAAUUUCUCCACUUGUGCCAGGGACAUUACGUACCAAAGAAGAUCAUAUCAUCAAGCUGGAUAUUAGCGGCAACGUGAGCGAAUUCUUGGAAAAGGAACUAUUGGUGGAAGGACUGGAUAGGGCUCAGGAAUGGCUGUGGAUGAGCGGAAGACCUGUGCCACCCAGGACACUGCACCACCAGCUCUUGUUACGUCGUAACAUCGUCGUAACAGAGCAACCCGAGCUCCACCUUGUGUGGUCGAAGGACCGAAUUUUCAUCAAGCCUUUACCCCCAUUUCUCCUUGACCUAGAUUUUUGGAAGAAGCACAUUUGCAUCCCGCAAAGUGCAGAUUACCCUCCCCCUGGGCUCUCCGAGCCAGAUCACAAGCUUGCGAAAGCUGCCCGGGGGUUCUUAUAUUCGUAUAUAGCCCUUAUUACUCACCCUAGCGACUUCGAAAUCGCCAAAUCUCACAUGCUUGUCCCGAAAAGCCUCCAGUGGGUAACGUGGAAGCACCUGGCGCAGCAGAUUGCAGAUAACCACUCUUACAAAAAUGUCAGCCCACGCUACCGCUACGGAGAGCUUCGCCUAAGCCGUCUCAAUAAGAUCUAUCGUUUUCGCUAUUGCUUCAUUCUCCGAGGGUUCUCGAGGGUCGAGUUUUACAGCUUUUACGCCGAUUUCUUUGCUGAUAAUUUUGGCAAGAUUGCGGCCAUUCUUGGAUAUGUGGCCAUCGUCCUCACAGCAAUGCAAGUUGGUCUCGCUACACACCAACUAGAAUCUAGUGAUACAUUUCAAAGUGUGAGCUAUGGGUUCACGGUCUUUUCUAUCAUUGCGCCCAUAGGUGCAGCUGCUGCUCUUCUGAUUAUGUUUGUCUGUCUUUUCAUCACAAACUGGAACUUCGCGAGGAGGGACCUCCAUAGAAGAGAUAGGCAGAGAGAGCUGUGGGACUCUAGAUACGACUGAUACCCACGGCAGAUCGAAACCGAACUUUUGAGGAUGCUGAAGUGCGCCCAACCCUUGAAGGGAUAUUGACACGCCUCAAAGGAGCUCCGGGGAGACAUCGUAUCUAUGAC